AUGUACUGUGACCUGUCUGUGGACGGUAUAGGGACCUGUUGGCCUCGUAGUGCAUCAGGAGAGCUGAUCUCCAGACCCUGCCCUGAACAGUUCAAUGGCAUCCACUACAACACCACCAACCGGGUGUACAGAGAGUGUCAGUCUAAUGGCAGCUGGGCUCCUCGAGGAAACUACAGUCAGUGCACCGAGAUCAUCCAUAAGCCUAGGAAGAGUAAAGUCCAUUAUCAGGUUGCUGUGAUCAUCAACUAUCUGGGCCACUGUAUCUCUCUGGGAGCGCUGCUGCUCGCCUUCACUCUCUUCAUGAGACUCAGGAGUAUUCGCUGCUUGAGGAACAUCAUCCACUGGAAUCUGAUCUCAGCGUUCAUACUGAGGAACGCCACCUGGUUCAUCGUCCAGUUAACCAUGAACCCAGCUGUUACUGAGAGCAACCAGGUGUGGUGCAGGUUGGUAACAGCAGCCUAUAAUUAUUUCCAUGUGACGAACUUCUUCUGGAUGUUUGGUGAAGGUUGUUAUCUCCACACGGCCGUCGUCCUCACCUACUCCACCGACAAACUCAGGAAGUGGAUGUUCAUCUGCAUCGGCUGGGGUAUUCCUUUUCCCAUUAUAGUGGCUUGGGCUUUUGGGAAACUUAACUACGACAAUGAGAAGUGCUGGUUUGGAAAGAGGCCGGGAGUUUAUACAGACUAUAUCUACCAGGGCCCCAUGAUCCUGGUCCUACUGAUCAACUUUGUCUUCCUGUUUAACAUCGUUCGGAUCCUGAUGACCAAACUGAGGGCGUCCACCACCUCAGAGACCAUCCAGUACAGGAAGGCGGUGAAAGCAACUCUGGUUCUGCUGCCUCUGUUAGGAAUCACCUAUAUGUUGUUCUUUGUGAAUCCUGGAGGAGAAGACAAAGUCGCUCAGAUUGUCUUUAUCUACUUCAACUCCAUACUCGAGUCCUUCCAGGGAUUUUUUGUCUCAGUUUUCUACUGUUUUCUCAACAGUGAGGUGCGCUCUGCGGUCAGGAAGCGUUGGAUUCGUUGGCAGGAUCGUCAUUCCAUCCGGAGCCGGGCGAUGCGUGCCACAUCACUGCCCACGUCACCAUGCAGAGUAUCCUUCCACAGCAUCAAACAGUCCUCUAACCUUUGA
Molecule: messenger RNA, 1128 nt
Organism: Xiphias gladius (swordfish)
Lineage: Eukaryota; Metazoa; Chordata; Actinopteri; Istiophoriformes; Xiphiidae
Gene: crhr1
Product: corticotropin releasing hormone receptor 1
Exons: 12
Coding region: 1-1128 (375 amino acids)
Biological process (GO): cell surface receptor signaling pathway; adenylate cyclase-activating G protein-coupled receptor signaling pathway
Cellular component (GO): neuron projection; plasma membrane
Molecular function (GO): G protein-coupled peptide receptor activity; corticotropin-releasing hormone receptor activity; corticotrophin-releasing factor receptor activity
Source: RefSeq, a predicted model, not a curated record